AAACCUGCACAAAAAGCUUUAAAAGAAAUUAAAACCAUUUUUAAGAACAUUUAAGGCAUAAAAUCAGAUGUCAUGAUGAGCUCUCACUCUUGUCUCUGUGGUUUGUCAUGUGUUCAUCAGUCUGGCGAUUGGUUCGAUCCACGGUCACUCUGCGGCGGUCGGGGAGCUGAGCAUUGUGUGGAUUGACACCCACGCCGACAUCAACACACCGCUGACCUCGUCCACCGGAAACCUCCACGGGCAGCCCAUGUCUUUCCUGCUCCACGAGCUGCAGUCAAAGAUUUCUGACUUGCCAAACUUCUCCUGGAUCAAGUCGUGUGUGUGGGCCAGAGAUCUCGUCUACAUCGGUCUGAGGGACGUGGAUCCAGGGGAGCAUUACAUCCUGAAGCUGCUGGGUGUGAAGGUGUUUUCCAUGACAGAGGUGGAUCAACUCGGUAUAGGCAGAGUCAUGGAGGAGACGUGUGACUACAUCUCUGCCAAGAAGAAACCGAUCCACCUGAGCUACGAUGUCGAUGCCAUCGACCCCUCUGUUACCCCGGCAACCGGGACACCUGUAGCCGGAGGGCUGACCUACAGAGAUGGCGCCUAAAACACUGAACAAAUCUGUCAGACUGGUACGACUCAAAACACCAACAAACAC
Messenger RNA from Siniperca chuatsi (mandarin fish), 640 nucleotides. Its product is annotated as arginase-1-like. Gene Ontology annotation, cellular component: cytosol; cytoplasm; nucleus. Gene Ontology annotation, molecular function: manganese ion binding; arginase activity. Lineage: Eukaryota; Metazoa; Chordata; Actinopteri; Centrarchiformes; Sinipercidae. The record is from RefSeq and is a predicted model, not a curated record. The transcript has 4 exons. The coding region runs from base 248 to 589 and encodes 113 amino acids.